Messenger RNA from Amphimedon queenslandica, 1397 nucleotides. RefSeq lists its product as uncharacterized. The transcript is spliced from 6 exons. NCBI's taxonomy places the organism in Eukaryota, Metazoa, Porifera, Demospongiae, Haplosclerida, Niphatidae. Gene Ontology annotation, biological process: phosphatidylcholine biosynthetic process. Bases 23 to 1033 code for a protein of 336 amino acids. The record is from RefSeq and is a predicted model, not a curated record.
AGAAAGAAAGAGAAAUAGAUUAAUGAGAAUGUCUGCUAACAAAGAUAACAAUGGAGAGCCUGAUACUGAUGCUGUAUACAUUAGGAACCAGUUUGAGUAUGAUAGGAUGCAGUCAAUACAUGAAGAUAUUGUUGCUAUUGAGAAAUUCCAUGAGAUGAAGGACUCAACUGCAGACACCAUCAUCUAUACUGUGUUUGUUUUUGAAACAUUAAUAACAGUGUUCCUAGCUGGGAUGAUCACUGAACACUAUUACAUUAUACACUCGAUUAAACUGUCAAUCCUCCUACCAGUGAAAUACUAUUUGCUUAAAAAAGACAAUUUACAAUACCGGUUGAUAGAGCUAUGCUACUAUACACACGGACUCAUCAUGUUCUACAUAUGGUCUCCAUGGAAACCUCCUGGAUUGUUCCCUGCUCUGUUUUUCGCUGCUCAUGGCCCACUGAUAUGGGCUAUAUAUUUUUGGAGAUUUUCUUUCGUGCCUCACUCAAUAGACAAAAUGGGCCAAUUGUUCUUUCAGACUUCACCAGCUAUUUGCACAUGGAGCAUGAGAUGGUACAGUACCCCAGAUCAAGGGUUUGCCUUGUGUGCUAAUCCAACAGAGCCUGGAGUUAAUGGAUGUAACAACAUUGGUUGGGAUGAACUGCUACUCUAUCCAUUUAUAUUAUAUGGAAUAUGGUUACUCUGCUAUGUACUAAUAGUCUUCUAUUGGAAGGCUAAAGUUAUUGAGAAAAAUACAUUUUCUACAGCAGCCACAGCAGUACUGUCAAAAGAUAAGAGAGCAAAGGGCCUAGGAAUGAUAUAUACACUGACUCACCUUUUUGGACCUAAAUACCAAACACAGAUGUACUUUGUUACAUACACAAUAAUGGGAUUCUUGUUUUGUGCACUAGCAUACUUGUGCUUUAUAUCGUUUGCUUUCAAUUGUGUGUUCUUUUUUACAUUUGUGCUAGUUGCCUGUUACAAUGGAGCUACUUUCUAUAUCAAGGUUGUUGGGAAAGAAUAUUAUAAAAAUGAAGAAAAGAAAAAUGAGUAAAUUAGAAGUUCAUCAUUUUUUUAUUACGCCAGUGCAUCAUUGAAUUAGAAUUUAUUACAAGGUGUUAAGAUUGACAUUUUUGACAAUGAGAAUAAUAUUAGAUCUAUACUGCUAUAACAUUGAUCAGUGUCAUCAUAAUGUAGACCAUUAUAUUAUAUUGUAUGGAGUUAGUUUGAAGUAUAGUCAUACAGUCAAACACUAUAAACUCCUAAUAAAAUAUUAGUGCAAUAUACAUAAUAGUACUUGAAUUACAGCCAAACCUAAUGGUAGUUGCUAUGGCUUCUACUAAUCAGCCAUGAAUGCUAUUACUUGGAAGUGCUAAAGGAAGUGGGCCCUUAAUUAAAGGAAAGGAGAAGAAGCCAAA